UUUCCUUGACGUUGAGCGUGCUUGUUUUUAAAAGUGUCCAACAGAAAACAACGUUUGCGGUUUGAAGAAUGUACAGCCUCAUGCGAACAGACGAUCAGCGAACUUUAACCAGCCGUCAUCCAAUAAUAACAGCUAUUUAACAGCUUUACUUUAGCUGUAAUAAGAUUAAACGUCUGGUGGAGAUAUCCGGCGCCAUAAGGUUAAGUCAACUAUUGCAUCACAUCUAUAAUGGAUAAAGAAGGCAUUUCCUCCUUGACUAACAUUUGCAUGACCUGGAUUUGCCAAAAUGUGGAAGUACUUUGUGUUUCACAAAAAGACGGCUCGCUGCAGAUCCGCCACUGCCCUUUGUUUCCUCAAGAACUGGCCGACCAGCUACUGCACAAACUGGCUGAUGAGGGGCUGCUCGAUGACAAAACCGUAGGUAUUUUUCAGAAUCUGGAAGCUCUGCGAUUGAGACAAGCAUUCAUCCGGUCCUCGCGUGUCUCAGCCGAGGCCUUCAGACUGUCCCUGUGUCCUCACAAACUGCAGGAACUAAACGCUUCCCAUAUUCAUAGUGACAUUACCAUCUCAGACAUUCUCCAUAAUCUUUCCUCCAACAAACACUGCAGGCAAGGCCUUCAUUCACUGCUCAUGAAUGGCUUAAAUCUGUACCGUGAAACAGGUGAGAUCGGGCAAGCCAGAUUUAGUGCUCUCCGGGGCUUGAAGAACCUCUCCGUAGCCUGGACGGAUCUAGAUGAUACAGGACUAGAAGAUAUCUGCUCCCUGCCCAUGCUGGAAUGCUUGGAUGUCUCCGGUGCAAACAUCACAGAUCUAACGCCGCUGUUGAACUGUCAGUCAAGGCUUAGAUCACUGACUGUUCACGGACUACAAAAGUUGGAGAUGUCAACCGCAAGCCUGCUCUCAGUGCUGGACAAGCUGCGUGUGUUGAGACAUCUGGACAUCUCCAACGACAGACUGGUAACGGAUGUAGACAAUCUGGUCCAGCAGCUUCUGGAGCGGCCAGGCAUUCUUCCUCACCUUGUGUCCUUGGAUGUGUCUGGCUGGAGGGGAGUCGGCGAUGCUGCUGUUCAGGCAUUCGUGGAGGCGAGACCAGGUAUGACAUUCAUUGGACUGCUGGCCACAGGUGCAGGCGGCUCUGAGCUGAUGUCGACAGGUGGAAAUUUGAAGGUGGCUGGAGAGGCAAACCUGACCCAAGUGUGUGAGGCCUUGAGGAGAUACAGUGAGCAAGAAAGUCUCUUACGGGAGGUUCUCGUUCAUCUCUACAAGUACACCAGUGAGAUAGAGCGAUCUCAACCAGACAUUUUAAAGCUGGUUUCGGAUGGAAUGCAACACCACACGGAUUCUCUGCAUGUUCAGCUUGUUGCCACUGCGUGUGUUUUUAACCUCACCACACUGGAACUGGUGCAGGGAAUGCCCUUACAUCUGCUGGAAACUGUAGUUCAGCAACUGCUCACAGCCGUGAAGAACUUUCCGAACUAUGAGCAGUUACAGAAGAAUUGUCUGCUGACCUUGUGCAGUGACCAUAUCUUACAGGUUGUCCCAUUUGAUAGAUAUGAGGCCACUAAAUUGAUGAUGAUGCUCCUGGAGAAUCAUGAAGAUCAGACACUGCAGAGAAUGGCGGUGGCUGUUGUCUCCAUACUGGUGGCGAAGCUGAGUACAGAAGAGAUCUCAGAGCUGGGUGCAGAGGCAUUCAUCAUGAAGCUACAGCAGUUGCUCAGCAUUGUUCAGCAGAAGGCCACACUGGGUGUUGUGGACUCCACUCUGAAGUUUGCAUUGAGCGCUUUGUGGAACCUGACAGACGAGACGCCCACCGCCUGCCGUCAUUUCAUCCAGUGUAAAGGAGUAGAGCUCUACAUGGAGCUGCUGGAGUCUUACUUCUCUGAGUCCUCCAUCCAGCAAAAGCUCCUUGGCCUUCUGAAUAAUGUAGCAGAGGUAAAGGAGCUGCGGGUGGAGCUGCAGGAUGAAGACCUGGUCGAGCACUUACUCACUCUCUUGAUCAACCCUGCGGUGGAUGUGGAGGUCAGUUACUUCGCUGGGGGAAUCCUGGCUCACCUCGCCUCCGGCAAGGGAUCUGUGUGGGGUCUGGAUGAUGAGCUGCUCCGCACAGUGUUGGACAAACUGCACUCCUCUAUCUUGACAUGGAGCUAUCCACAGCGUGAGAUGGUUUCUUAUCGGACGUUGCAGCCCUUCUAUCAGUUGUUACAGGUGUCUGAGUAUUCUGGUGUUCAGCUCUGGGCUCUGUGGGCCGUACAGCUCGUGUGCAGUCAGAACGCUGCUCAGUACUGCAGUAUCCUCCACACUGAAGGAGGAACAGAUAUACUGAAGGUCCUGAGUUCUCAUCUGGACACCCACAGUGACAUCAAGAGCCUGGCGGACAAUAUUCUAACAAUGCUGGAACAGCAUCUUGUAGGUCCAGAAUCGAAACACCCCGCUAACUUCCCUGGCGUUUCAAAAAGUUAGCAAACUAUUAUGAACAUUAGAGGAAUUGGCCCCCGACAAUUCACCUCCAGCUACUGUGUAGCACGAGUUAAACACUGAACAUGCACCUGAUUGCUCAAUAAUGCACUGAGAGCACAGAGAAGAUGCUGUUUUAAAUGGGACAUGCCAAUAUG
Molecule: messenger RNA, 2612 nt
Organism: Triplophysa dalaica
Lineage: Eukaryota; Metazoa; Chordata; Actinopteri; Cypriniformes; Nemacheilidae
Gene: zyg11l
Product: zyg-11 family member, cell cycle regulator, like
Exons: 15
Coding region: 229-2460 (743 amino acids)
Cellular component (GO): Cul2-RING ubiquitin ligase complex
Source: RefSeq, a predicted model, not a curated record